UGAUCAGGGCGCUGUAUUUACGACACAUUUUGACGUGGACCGUCACCACAGCAAUGGCGGAUGCUGUAGGGGAAGUACUUCAAGGCAGCUGGGAUCAUGAUCUGGCUGAUGCUCUUGACUCAGUAGAAUGUGAUCUGCCUGCUGACCAGGAUGGUAUUGUCCAGGACCGAAACCUAUCCCCAUCACAACGGGCCAGGUUAUGGAUGAUUGCUUUGAACGUUUCUGGUAAAGGAGACAGUCUGUCCUCAUGGGAUGGGGCUUUGGACCUACCAGAACAAACACUCAUUCACAGCCGCAGUCAGCAGAUUAUUGAUGAGCUGGGGAAAUCGGGAGAAGACGGACGGGACCUGGUAUCAGAUGUAGAGUCCGUAAUCACUUUUUACUGCAAGUCCAGAAAUGUCACCUUCACUCCAGAUCUUAGUUGGCCGGACCUCCUUAAACCACUUCUGGGCCUGCAGCUGCCCCGCAGAGACCUAUACAACUGCUUUUAUGCCAUUAUGAACAAAUACAUCCCACGAGACUGUGUAGUGAAGGGACGGCCUUUUCACCUGUUCAGACUCCUGCUGCAAUACCAUGAGCCUGAAUUCUGCUCAUUUCUAGAUACAAAAAAGAUCACUCCAGAUUCUUAUGCCAUCAACUGGAUGAACAGUCUCUUUUCUAGCCACUGUCCCCCUGAGGUCACACAAGCCUUAUGGGACAUUUACCUCCAACAAGCCGAUCCCUUUCUGAUCUUCUUUCUCAUGCUCAUCAUCCUCGUCAAUGCCAAAGACGGCAUCUUUAUCAUUGAAGAUGACAGUAAAGACAGUAAAGAGAAAAUAAUCGAAAUGCUGGAGCAAUCACCAUCAUUGUUAGAUACACAAGAUCUUGAAGACUUGUUCUCAUUAGCACAGUAUUACAGUAGCAAGACUCCUCUUUCUCUCAGAAAGGAGAACCAUAAUUUGUUUGGCAGCAGUCUGGUGGCUCUGAAGGAAGAGGAUAUGGACCUUAGUCAGGCGCUUUGUCUGCCUGUAUCUGUUCCUGAGAUUCUUCAGGCCAACCAGCUACAACCUGAGGGUGUGAGGUUUUUUGUCGUCGACUGUCGUCCAGCAGAGCAGUACAAUGCUGGUCACCUCUCCACUGCCUUUCAUCUGGACUCUGACCUGAUGCUCCAUAAUCCUUCUGAGUUUGCCCUGUCAGUGAAGUCUCUUCUGGAGGCACAAAAGCAAUCUCUGGAGUCCGGCUCUGUGGCCAGCGGAGAGCAUCUGUGUUUCAUGGGCAGUGGACGUGAAGAGGAAGAUAUGUACAUGAACAUGGUGCUCGCCCACUUUUUACAGAAAAACAAAGAGUUUGUGAGCAUAGCAAAAGGUGGCUUUAUGGCUUUGCAGCAGCACCUGGCUGAUAUUAAUGUUGAAGGGCCGGAUAAUGUUUAUGUUCACUGGAUUGUGAGCACCUCAGGAUCCCACAGCAGCCUUAGCUCAGCAGAUGGAGAACUAAAUGGUGCAGAUGGCAAAGGAGUCAAGUCACUUGUCAACAAAAUGACCUUCGCACUCAAGUCAAAAUCAGUAAAUGUAAAAGAGAAGGUUAUCAGCUUUAUUGAAAAUACUUCCACACCUGUGGAGAGAAUAUCUUUCAAUCUGCCCUGGCCAGAAAAGGGGAUACUGGAUCGGCACGUGAGCAGCAGUGAUCGUGUGGGAAAGCCAUAUAGAGGCGUGAAGCCGGUGUUCAGCAUUGGUGAUGAGGAAGAGUAUGAAACAGAUGAGAUUGACAGUUCAUCAGUAUCAGAUGAUGACAGGAAAGAGAUUGUCAAUAUUCCGACUUGGAUAAACAAACCAGAUAUAAAGCACCAUUUUCCAUGCAAUGAGGUUAAGGAGACUGGACACAUGUUCCCAAGCCAUCUCUUGAUCACUGCGACACACAUGUACUGCCUAAGAGAGAUUGCUGCCCGUAAAGGCUUUGCAUACAUUCAAUCCCGGCAGGCCUUAAACUCUGUGGUGAAGAUCACCUCUAAGAAGAAGCAUCCAGAGCUCAUCACGUUUAAGUUUGGCAACAACAAUGCUGAAGGAGUGGAGAUAGUGGCUGUGGAGAGAUAUUUAAUUCCAGAUGCAGGUGAUGCCACUAAGGCCAUCAAACAGCAAAUUAUGAAAGUUCUGGAUGCUAUGGAGAGCUCCUAGUAACGCAGAGUGCAUUAGAGAAGCUUCGCUCUGUUCACCAACAGAUAAUCACAGCUCCAGUAAAGUUACCCUGAAGGAGAGGAGAGGUAGCAGAACAUUCCCACACUCCCCACACCCACCUUCUCCUUGGGAAACACGUGGAGCACUUCAACACUGUCAUGACUCUGGGGCUGUUUCUGUUGUAUGAUUGACAGGAGUUCUAAAACUUUGGGCAUGGAGAUGUCAAUAUGAGCCUAUGUUAGAAAACGGUUAUUUUGUAAAUCUUGCGUUUUUUAUUUCUGUUUUGAGAAACUGACCUAAUCAAUCAAGUUUUGGUGUGUCAUCUCUCCUUUGUAUCUGUCUUGAGCCUUAUUGAUAAGCUAUAGCUUUUCAUAUGGGAGACUCAAACAGGAUGAGAAAACCCAAGUCAAGCUGAUUGCUCUAUAUUUAAUUUAAUAUAUGAUUUGAAGAUUUAAACAUCAUAUAUUGCUUCAUACGCAUGUAACUGAAAGAGUUUUGACAUAUGUAUCAGAGAAGUGUUGCUAUAGCAGAGCUAAUUUACAUGGACAUAUAACAGGCAUCAGGGUAAGGAUGGAUUUAUUUUUCUUUUUUGAGAACGACUGAAGCCCGACUACAUAAUGUUGCUUGCACGUGAGUGUGAUAAAUACUUCCAAACAAUUGCUGCUCUCUGUACAGGUUUACAAAUUCAUAUUAAUGGUUAUUUUGCGUUAUCAGAUUCUUAUUCUGUUAAAUUUUGUAAGUGAAGCCUUAAAGGGAGCAUGGUGAUCAUUUUACACUGACACUUAAGCCUUUAGUUUAAUGAUGCCAAUAGUUGUUGCUCUAAGUGGACCAGCUUCUGAUUUGAGGCUAAUAUAAGUAUUAUGUAUUUAUACUGAAGAGACUGGGUUCAUGAAAAUAAAUACAUAGAUCAUUCAGCAGUACGAAUCAUAAUACAUUUAUAUUAUGUACAUUUAAACAUGUCAAAUGAAUGUAACUGAGGGUAACAUUUGGAUAUUAGGCAAGCUACAUAUUCGGUCCCCUUUGUGCAAGUACAAGUUUUGCCAGUUUGUCACACUAUGCAAAUUCUGAAAAUUAGUUAUGAUUAUUAUUAUUAUUAUUUUUUUUUGCUUUGUCUGUUAAAACCACAUAAUACUAUGGAAGAUACUAACUUGUCUGUACAAAAACCUGCACCAAUGUAAAAUGAUUUUUUAUUUUUGGUUUAUAUCAAAAUAAGUACAUUGCAACAUAUUUACAAUAAUUCCUUAAAGUAUAAUAAAGAAUUGUUUUCUCA
Molecule: messenger RNA, 3420 nt
Organism: Paramisgurnus dabryanus
Lineage: Eukaryota; Metazoa; Chordata; Actinopteri; Cypriniformes; Cobitidae
Source: RefSeq, a predicted model, not a curated record